AUGGAAUAUCAACUAAUUGACUUAGUUAAACAGAACCCCAUUCUAUAUGAUAAAAAAUAUCGCAGCUUUCAAUACCGAGAAGAAAAAAUACGAAAAUGGAAUGAAAUUGCGAAAGCAUUACGCCGAGAUGCCAAUUUUGUGAGAUUGAAAUGGAAAAGCUUGCGUGACACCUAUAGACGUAGAUUGUUGCGCAAAGAUGGAGAAGAUGAUGAUGGACCAACAAAAAAUUGGAAAUAUAAUGAACAGUUAUCAUUUUUGAAAGACCAAUAUCCGGACACCGCAGAAAUCACAGAAAUUAAACUAGAGGAUGACGAAGAGUUACAACUAGAAUUAGAAGAACAAUUACAAGAAGAAUUUUUACAUGAUGAAGCAGAGAUAGUAGAGGAAGAUGUCACUAUUCCACAUGAACCUGACUUUGAGGUGGAAAAUUUUAACUUGAAUGAAUAUCUUAAGAAAUUCGAUGUUUCCAAUAAUAAUGCAAAUACGACACAAGCGGAAGAACAGUCGAAGAAGAAGAGGCUUGAUAAAGAUACAAUUAUUAGCGAAGCAGCCCAGGAAAUGGCUUCGCUACUACAGUGUGCUAAACAACACUUUACCCCGCCAUCGGCCACACAAAUCUUUUUCAACUCCAUUGCUUUGCAAGUGGAAGAGGCCAACUUGCCGCCAAUAGAUUUAAUGCGUUUACAGCAAAGAGUUUUGGAAGCCGUAACACAGGAAAUUGUUAUGUCACAGGAUGGCGCUACAUAUAUUAUUCAAACAUAA
Messenger RNA from Musca vetustissima, 762 nucleotides. RefSeq lists its product as uncharacterized. The coding region runs from base 1 to 762 and encodes 253 amino acids. Gene Ontology annotation, biological process: regulation of transcription by RNA polymerase II. NCBI's taxonomy places the organism in Eukaryota, Metazoa, Arthropoda, Insecta, Diptera, Muscidae. Gene Ontology annotation, cellular component: nucleus; transcription regulator complex. The record is from RefSeq and is a predicted model, not a curated record. The transcript is spliced from 3 exons.